AUGGAUCUGAGCAAAAAAAUAAAAUCGAUCGAGCAAAUACAGUAUCCCGUAGCAUGUUUCGGGGAACUGAAGAUUUUGGUGAGUCAAAGAGAUGGCGUUGGCAAUCUGGAUGCCUAUGGUACAUUUGGAUCUCGUUGUAUUAACUGGACCAACAUUAGAGUGGAGAGUGAAGAAACUUCCAAGGAGCUCAAUUUAACAGAGCAAGAAUCCUCGUGCGACAGCCCUACUGUCAAAUGUAUGGCGAAAAUUGGAAUCAAUUGCGAAUGUAUCGACCGUCAUGAGACAUUCAUUUCAAUGGGAUUGGACUCGCUGCAAUGCGCCGAGUUAGAGAUGGCAUUGCAAUCUGAAUUUCCCAACUCCAACAUCCCUACUGGCAUAGCGAUGGAGAAGCCGACUAUUGAAGAAAUGGAUGCAUACCUUAUGUCGUGUAGUAUUGCAUGUGAUACCAAGAAUAAAGAUGACAAUACCUAUUCAAAUCACAUUCCUUUGUCACCUCAACAAAAAGGGUUGGUGUUCCUAAAUGAACUUGAGCCACACGCAAGAGCUCAAUUCAAUGAACCCGUAGUUUUCGCUGUGAAAAUUGGAGAUUUCGAUGAGCCACGGUUCCGGGUAGUUUUAAAUACCCUAGUUAUGAGACAUUCGGUUCUACGAACGAUUUAUUUUGCAAAUGGUCAAUCAAUUCUGUCCGGCACUGAAGCUUUCUUCACUUGCAGAACGAUGCAAGUUGAUCCACAAACUUUUGUUCAAACUCCUAUUGAUAUAAAAAGUACGAGUAUGCAUGCUAUGGUCUGCGAUUCGGUGGAUCGCAAGGUGGUUUUCCUCGUCUUUCACCAUAUAGCCGUUGAUGGCCACUCAAUUAACAUUAUUACCAAAGAAAUUGGUAUGAUGUAUUCAGGGAGGGAACUACCUCUUCGGGGAAGGCAUUACGCGGACUACGCCAGGCAUACAUCUAAUCGCACUUACGAGAAGCAGUUGGUGAAAUGGCGGCAGAAACUAAAUCACAGAGAAUUUCAACUACUAAUCACUGACAAGUCGCGGACUGCCAAGCGAACGUACAAUGGAGCAACAAUCCAAAAAAGAAUUCCCUCGACUCUGCAGAAGUCAUUGAAAAAGCUCCGGCAGGCAGCCAAUUGCACUAACUUUUGCAUUUUCGUUGCGGUUUACAAGUUCCUUAUCUACAAAGUCAAUGGCAUAUCGGAUUUUCCAAUUGGCUUUCCUUCGACUUUGAGAUCGAAAGAAUAUGCAGAUACUGUUGGUUGUUUUGUUAAUGUCGUACCACUUGUGGAACCCCUUGAUCCGUCUUGUACACUCGUCCAAUAUCUGAAUCGUCUGUCGGCUACCAUAGCUGAGGCCAAGAGUAUUGAAGUACCUCUGGAUGUGCUUGUCAGUGAUCUGGGCGUAGAACGGGACGGCAAUGUCUCACCCCUGUUUCAAGUUCUUCUAGUUCAAGACAACGUUCAGCUGCCUGCCGCCGACACCAGUGUUGUCCUACUCAACUAUACUACACAACUUGCGAAAUACGAACAGAGUUGGUACUUUCAGAGUGAUGGCAAGUCGAACAACAUCAGCGUUGAAUAUAAUAGCGACCUAUUUCGACAAUCAACAAUAGAAGACCUCAUUGAUCGGUUUCUCUUCAUUCUAGGCACUUUUGAGGAACUAUCGCUCAACCGAGCGCUUGGGGAUGUUGCGAUUACCAAACCAGUGGAGCUGAACGCCAUCCAUAGCAAAGUAAACUCAAACAUACGUGACAUUCCCAAAGCUACGUUUCUGGAAAUAUUCCGUACAAACUUGUGCACUACUAGCUUGAUCAAAUUCAGGAACAAGAGUAUAAGCUACAGGGAACUUGACGAGGAAAGCGCAAGAAUAGCUGAAUCAAUCGUCGCUGUUUACUCCUCCCACUAUGGAGAACUGCCUGUAGGAGACAUAUGUGCUGUCGUAUUCAUGGAACGAUCGCUUCAUUUGUUAGCGGUGAUUUUUGCAAUUUGGAAAAGCGGAAUGGUAGCAGUACCGAUAAGUCUCGAUUGGCCUCCCCAACGCAUCCUUGGUAUGCUAAAAUUGUUCAACAACCCUAUUCUCAUAGGUACAAAAUCCGAGAAGCUGAACAGCUCUGCAAAGCGAAUGGGUAUCCCUGUGCUAGAAGACGAGUUGCAUCAGAGGUGUUGUGCUAGAUUUUUCAACCGAUCAGGGCUAAGCGACCUGGCUUACAUUACUUGCACUUCUGGGACCACAGGCACCCCGAAAGCGGUUUGUACACAGUUCUCUGGUCACAGAAACCUCGCUGCGGCUUAUACUGAGACGUACUUUGUGCACAACAACUCGCAUACGUACCAAGUGGUCAAUUGCGGUUUUGACAUUUUCUUUGCUGAUUUGACCAAAACUUUCGUGAACGGUGCCUCGAUCACGCUAGCUGAAGAACUCAUACCGAAUCCCGCUGAAAUGGUGGGCGUCACAAAUGCAUACAUCAUGCCGGCAUACCUUUCCACGUUGUCGUUGUCGGACAUCAACCAAUUGAGCUUCCUGGAAACGGUUCACUUUGGAGGGGAAGCGAUUCAGGCGUCGGCUCUCAGAUCACUUCUUCAAACUGGCGUCAACAUCUAUCAGGAAUACGGUGUGACCGAGCAAACUGUGUACACCACUUGCAAUCGAAUGAACGUAUGCAGUUCAAUUACCGACAUCGGAGCUCCUUAUCGCAACCUGCACUGCCUUCUGAGGGACCAAGACGACCAACUCCUUCCAAAUAGGUACCAGGGUAUCUGUUACCUGAGUGGAUGCGGUUUAUUUAGAGGAUAUUACGGAAAUGAAACACUAACAACCAAGACAAUGCGGCAAGGAACUUUCGGAAAGGAACUGUGCACUGGAGAUCUUAUGAAGUGUGAACAUGGACGCCUUCACUGCCAAGGACGCCACGAAUUGCAAGUAAAAAUAAGAGGUCGACUCAUUGACUUGAUUGAGGUGAGUCGCUUUUUGAGGGUUCAUUGA
This is a messenger RNA of Haemonchus placei, 2979 nucleotides long. The record is from the annotation of a GenBank genome assembly. Lineage: Eukaryota; Metazoa; Nematoda; Chromadorea; Rhabditida; Trichostrongylidae.